AUGAGGACCCCAAGUGUGAUCCGCUCCUCCUGGAGGCCCCCAAGCAGAGGAAGAAGCGCUCCCGGGCCGCCUUCUCGCACGCUCAGGUCUUUGAGUUGGAGAGACGCUUUAACCACCAGCGCUACCUGUCGGGACCAGAACGGGCCGACUUGGCCGCCUCCCUGA
Messenger RNA from Staurois parvus, 165 nucleotides. NCBI's taxonomy places the organism in Eukaryota, Metazoa, Chordata, Amphibia, Anura, Ranidae. The record is from the annotation of a GenBank genome assembly.